GAUGGCAUCCCUCCCCGCAUCGUUGACUUUGAAUGGACCCUUCGGAUAGAGACUCCUCCAAAAUUGCCAAAUUCCACCACGCCUCAACAUGACAAAAGAAGCUCGCAGCCAAGUACGGAGAAGUCAGCUUUGUAGGCCAUCUGUGUGACUGCAUCUUUGCGCGUAUCAUGCCUCGUAUUCGGAUGCCGCGGUUCAAGAGUCUGCUGGGUGCCGCACUAGAUCAAAAGAGUCUCAACGAUUUUGUGUGCAGUGGUGCACGAGCCCUCUGAGUCCUUGUAACCUCGGCUCCAUCAGCAACCUAGCUUGAGAUCGGCGACCCCCAUUCACAGGGAUGUCAACAGGUGCGGCAGGGGAGUGUCAUUGCACGAUCGGUAGGGAUGAGGAUUUUCGAACGCAUCAUCAGAUUUGAUCUCCAAGAGACUCGAGACAAGCUGUUGCGCUGCUUGCUAGCAUGACCUCCGAAAUGAGCCCCGAUGUGCUGAAGACGAAUGGGCACGAUGGUGGGCAUUCGCAAGCUCACACGAGCCUUAACGGCCAUUCCGAUGCACCCUACAGCGUCCAGGAAGAGACAAAGAAGAUAUUCAGGAAUGGGAUACUCGCAAAUCCGAGAGUGAGCAGGUUCCUCCCAAAGGAGUGCUCUUCCGCCGAGUCUUUGAUAACUCUCACUGGCUCUGAGCUCCCAAGUAUUCCCAUCAACUGGCGGCAGGCCGAGUCGGUAUCGGCAUUGACCAUGUUGGAAGCGAGUUUGAUCAAUGUCUUACUGCAACGAAAGUAUGCCCUUCCCGCUCAAGCCGUAGCCAUCGACACUGAUCAUGCAACUCUGUUCAUAAUGUCCUGCCUUCUGUGGACGCUUGAUCCAGAUGGCGAGAACACUUGCGUGAAUGGAAGUUUGAGUCCCGGGAACCCGAGCGUGGAGAAGUACUUCCCACCGUAUGACAAGCAUAGAUUGUAUGCAUCUCUACACCGUGGAGUUGCUUCCAACUGGGUCCAAUGUUCUGAUGGAAAAUGGUUCCACACGCAUGGAGAUUUGAACCCCGACUCAACUCUCAAGUCACUGGGCUUACCAAUGGACCUGGAAGUGUCCACGUAUGAGGACGCCGUGAAAAACUACCAGGAUGCAGCUCGUGAAAUCCCCUCUGACCGACUUCAACACCAGGUCAGUGAUAUAUAUCGCCAGUCAGGACAAGUGUCCCUUACGACAGACGAAUACUGGGCAAGCGAGCACGGGAAAGCCAAUGAGCAUAUUGACCUUUUUGAGAUACACGAUUUCCCACAACAGGGCGAUAAGCAACCACCUGGCUGGUGGCCUGACAGUCGUCACACUUCGGCCCUCCGCCCUUUGGCAGGCUUAAAAGUGGUGGAUUUGACUCGAAUACUUGCUGGUCCUUCCAUUGGCCGUGGUUUGGCAGAGCUCGGAGCAUCCGUGAUGCGUGUCACGGCGCCUCACCUACCAGAGUACGGCAUCCUGCAUCCAGACACCAACUGGGGCAAAUGGAACUGCCAUCUCGAUUUGAACAUGGAGAGUGAUCGCUCAAAGUUCCGCGAGCUGAUCCUAGAUGCCGAUGUCGUCAUCAAUGGGUACCGGCCGGGCGCCUUCGACAAGUUUGGCUUUGGACGGCAGGAUGUGUUGAACCUGUGUGCUGGCCGGGAACGAGGUAUCAUCUACGUGCGAGAGAAUUGCUAUGGCUGGAACGGACCCUGGCAGGGACGCCCCGGGUGGCAACAGAUUAGUGAUGCGGUAACUGGCUGCGCACACAGCUUUGGUCAGGCGCUCGGGCUCGAUGAGCCAGUGACUCCAAUCUUCCCAAACAGUGACUACUGCACUGGCCUAGCUGGAAUCUGUGGUACCUUGGUCGCUCUGCUUAAGCGCGGCGAGCAAGGUGGCAGCUACGGGGUCGACGUGGCCCUCAACUACUACAACCAAUGGCUCGUUCGCUCCGUUGGUACCUAUCCAGAUGACAUCUUUGAGCAGACGCGGCAGGAGACCGGACACGAAUCGUUUCGGCACUGGCACACCAUGGGUCAUACUUUUCCCCGAAUGCUACGGAGCCUCCAGGCAGGCCCGGCCGCCCAAAGGCUAUUCAAGGCCGGUUUUUUCGAGGACCGGGACGCCGAAGUAGCACUCGGUCCAGGAAAGAAGAUUCGGGUCAUGGCGCCCGUACUCAAAUUCGAUGAUGAAAAGGUCAGGCCCGGAUAUCAUGUUGGAACGAGGCCAAACGGUGUCGACGCUGCAAGGUGGCCAGAUGACUUGACCUCUGAAAGGGUUGUCUGA
Exophiala viscosa is the source of this 2272-nucleotide messenger RNA. Its product is annotated as alpha-methylacyl-CoA racemase. The record is from RefSeq and is a predicted model, not a curated record. The transcript has a single exon. Gene Ontology annotation, molecular function: catalytic activity. Lineage: Eukaryota; Fungi; Ascomycota; Eurotiomycetes; Chaetothyriales; Herpotrichiellaceae. The coding region runs from base 452 to 2272 and encodes 606 amino acids.